GGUGCCUCUAAAGGUGGAACAAGCAAACAAUGCCCGGGAUGCCCUGGCCAAGGCGGUGUACAGCCGCCUCUUUGAUCAUGUGGUCAAACGUGUGAACCAGUGUUUCCCUUUCCAGACCUCCUCCAACUUUAUCGGCGUGUUGGACAUUGCUGGAUUUGAAUAUUUCGAGCACAACAGCUUCGAGCAGUUCUGCAUCAAUUACUGCAAUGAGAAGCUGCAGCAGUUCUUCAACGAGCGCAUCCUCAAGGAGGAGCAAGAGCUUUAUCAAAAGGAAGGUCUGGGAGUGAAUGAAGUGCAUUAUGUUGAUAACCAGGACUGCAUAGAUCUCGUGGAGGCAAAGCUGGUGGGAAUCCUGGACAUUCUGGAUGAAGAGAACCGUCUUCCUCAGGCCAGCGACCAACACUUUGCAGUGGCUGUUCACGGCAAACACAAAGACCACUUCAGAUUGACGGUUCCCAGAAAGUCAAAGUUGACCAUUCACAGGAAUCUUCGGGACGACGAAGGUUUUAUAAUCAGGCACUUUGCAGGAGCGGUCUGUUAUGAAACGACGAGGUUCGUGGAGAAGAAUAAUGAUGCCCUCCACAUGUCAUUGGAGAGUUUAGUGUGCGAAUCAAAAGACAUAUUUGUGCGGGAGCUGUUUGAGAACUCCAACACCUCCAAGGACUCCAAACAGAAGGCGGGAAAGCUCAGCUUCAUCAGCGUGGGGAACAAAUUCAAGACCCAGCUGAUCCUGCUGCUUGAGAAACUUCGCAGCACCGGCUCGAGUUUCAUCCGCUGUGUAAAACCCAAUCUAAAGAUGGUGAGCCACCAGUUUGAAGGAGCUCUGAUUCUCUCACAGCUGCAGUGCUCAGGAAUGGUGUCUGUGUUGGACCUGAUGCAGGGGGGGUUCCCCUCCAGGGCUCCCUUCCAUGAGCUCUACAACAUGUAUAAAGCGUACAUGCCUGACAAGCUUACCCGACUGAACCCUCGGCUCUUCUGCAAGGCUUUAUUCAAAGCACUGGGCUUAAAUGAUAAUGAUUUUAAGUUUGGAUUGACUAGAGUGUUCUUCCGCCCAGGGAAGUUUGCUGAGUUUGACCAGAUCAUGAAGUCGGACCCGGAGCACCUGGCAGAGUUGCUGAAGAAGGUCAACAAGUGGUUGCUGUGCAGCUGCUGGAAGAAGGUCCAGUGGUGUUGCCUGUCGGUCAUUAAACUCAGGAAUAAAAUGAGUUACAGAGCUGUGGCCUGCAUUAAGAUUCAAAAGACUGUCCGCAUGUGGCUGUGUAAGAAGAAGCAUAAGCCACGAAUUGAUGGGAUGGUGAAAGUUCAGAAACUGAAGAAGCACAUGGAGCGUUUCAACGAGGUGGUGAACGUGCUGAAGGAAGGGAAACAGGAAAUGGUCAAACAAGUCCAGGAACUGGCCACCGCCAUAGAUGCCCUGUUAGCAAAAAUAAGGGCCACGGUGAUGACCUGGAAGGAGAUUGACACAGAGUACCAGGGGCUUGUGAAGCGCUCUGAGCAGCUGCUCUCCUCCAUAAAAAAGAAGAAGCAAGAGGAAGAAGAGACUGAGAGACUGAAACGCAUCGAGGACGAGAUGGAGAAAGAGCGUCAGAGGAGGGAGCAGGAAGAUCAACGGCGCAAACAGGAGGAAGACGACAGAAAGCUCAAAGCAGAGAUGGAACUUAAAAGGAAGCAGGAAGAAGAGGAGAGGAAAAAAAGAAAGGAGGAAGAGAAGGUUAUUCAGGCUGAGCUGGAGAAACAGAUGGCUCUGGAGCGUGAGGAGCAGGCCCAGCAUGCUGCAGUAUUGGAACAGGAGAGAAGGGACCAGGAGCUCGCCAUGAGGAUCGCUCAGAGCGAGGCAGAGCUCAUCAGUGACGAAGGCCAGGGGGAUGCAGCUCUGCGCAGGGGUCCUCAGGUGCAGGCGACCAAAGCUGCUGCCGGUGUGAAAAAGUAUGAUCUGAGCAAGUGGAAGUACGCCGAGCUGCGAGAUGUCAUCAACACUUCCUGUGACAUCGAUCUGCUGGCAGCCUGCAGAGAGGAGUUCCACCGUCGUCUGAAGGUUUAUCACGCGUGGAAGUCCAAGAACAAGAAACGGGACGAUGAUGGGGUUUACCAGAGAGCUCCGAAAUCCAUCACUGACUAUGCCGAGCAGAACCCAGCGCCGCCAACGACAGCCCAGCAUCACGAAGUGGCAAUGAACCGCCAGCAGCGCUACUUUCGCAUUCCUUUCAUCCGGCCCGCAGACCAGUACAAGGACCCCCAGAAUAAAAAGAAGGGUUGGUGGUACGCCCACUUCGACGGGCCGUGGAUAGCCAGACAGAUGGAGCUUCAUCCGGACAAACAGCCCAUUGUUUUGGUCGCAGGCAAAGACGACAUGGAAAUGUGCGAGCUGAGUCUGGAGGAGACGGGCCUGACCAGGAAGAGGGGGGCGGAGAUCCUGCCCAGGCAGUUCGAGGAAAUCUGGGAGCGCUGCGACGGGAUCCAGUAUCUGAAGAAAGCCAUAGAGAACAAGCAGGCCCGCCCGACGUACGCCACCGCCAUGCUGCAGAGUCUCCUGAAGUGAACCUGAACGCACCGCUCCCUGUGA
Molecule: messenger RNA, 2563 nt
Organism: Nematolebias whitei (Rio pearlfish)
Lineage: Eukaryota; Metazoa; Chordata; Actinopteri; Cyprinodontiformes; Rivulidae
Product: unconventional myosin-VI
Exons: 20
Biological process (GO): vesicle transport along actin filament; actin filament organization; inner ear auditory receptor cell differentiation
Cellular component (GO): actin cytoskeleton; endocytic vesicle; ruffle
Molecular function (GO): ATP binding; microfilament motor activity; actin filament binding
Source: RefSeq, a predicted model, not a curated record